AUGAAUAUUGAACAGUGUACAUUGACAACUAACAUUUCAAAUAAUAAUAAUAAUGAUGAUGAUGAUAAUAUUAAUAAUAUGAAAGAAUCAAAUUCAAUGAAUUGUAAUUUUGUUAAAAACAUUCAUUCAACUGCUGAUAUUGAUCUUAAUCCAGUGAAUUAUUCAACAACUUAUCAAACAGACCCGUUGAAUUUCCUUCAUUUAAAUGAUACUAUCACAUGGUAUCCAAAUUUAUCAUCUUCAUGUAUGUCGAAUACAACUGCAAUGAUGAAUGGAAUGACACAUCAAUCAUCUUCACCAAUAUGGUAUUAUACUACUACUAAUAGUAACAAUAAUAGUAAUACUACUAGUACAACCACAACCUCAACAACUACAACAACCACAACAACCAAUGAAUUAUGGUCAAAUUUUACUGAAUAUCAUGAAAUAAUCGAUAAGAUGAAUGCAACAUCCGAUGAUCAAUGUGUUCAACAUGCUCAGCAUCAACAUCAACAUGUUCAAUUGGAAAAUAAUCCGCCUCAACAGAAAUCGAUUGAUUUUAUGCAAUCUUAUGAUAAUCCUUCACUCAAUCUAAUUGAAACAACAUUAUCUCCAUUAACUUUAACAACAAACACAUCGAAAUUAACAAUGACUACAGUGGAGAAUAAUGAUUUAUCGCAAACUAAUCGUUAUUUUACAGAUGCUUUACAUUUAAACAAUCAAAUUACAUCACCAGAUGAAACAUUUCGUCAAUGUUUGAAUGCAAUUACAACAACAGCAACUACAACAAGUCAUAAUAAUAAACUGUAUGAAAAUCAUGAGUUGUCAAUUUGUUUACCAGAAAAUUUAACAUUUUUAUCAACAAGUCCAACAAAAUAUUUAACUCAUAGUCAAUUACCACUGGAAUAUUUAGAUUCAGAAAUGCAUCAGUUAUCGCAUCAUCCUCAACAUCAACAUCAACAUCCGCCUCCUCAUCAAGAGCAACAUUAUUGUACACCUUUCACAUCAGACUAUACACAGUUAACUUAUAACCUAUUUCAUCCAAAUGAUGAACAAUUACAACAAACCAAUCGAAAUUUAUCAAUGCUAAAUCAAAAUGAAGUAAAUUUUAAACAAACAUCAAAAGGAUCCAAUGUUCCAUUGGCUGGCUCAACUAUGAUUUAUCCACAGCAACACCACCAACAACACCAACAACAACAACAACCGCCAAAUACUCAUUCAAAUUAUUUACAACAUCAUUCACCAAAUUCAUCAUCAAAACAAUCAUGUCAUCCAAAACCACCAUAUUCCUAUAUAAGUUUAAUUACAAUGGCUAUACAAAAUUCUACAAGUCGUAUGUGUACAUUGUCAGAAAUUUAUCAAUUCAUUAUUGACUUAUUUCCAUAUUAUCGACAACAUCAACAACGUUGGCAAAAUUCCAUACGACAUUCAUUAUCAUUUAAUGAUUGUUUUGUCAAAGUAUCACGUAGUCCAGAUAAACCAGGUAAAGGUUCCUAUUGGACAUUGCAUCCAGAUUCAGGGAAUAUGUUUGAAAAUGGUUGUUAUUUAAGACGUCAAAAACGUUUUAAAGAUCCUAAACGUGAAAUAAGUCAUCGUAGUCAACGACAUACUACUAAUAAUAAUAAUAACAGUAGUAAUAAUAAUCAUAAUAAUCAUAACAAUAAUAGUGUUCAUACAUCUUCAACAACAUCAACUAGUAAUAGAAGUACACUAGAUAUGAAUUCAACUAGUGAAAAUACUAUUUUAACAUCUACAAAUGAUUUAUUAAUAUUACCAACUGGUAUAAAACGUACAUAUUCAAAAACUACAGAGUGUAAUCCAUUUAUCAAUUUAGAACGUAAUGAUCAUAUUCUGUAUAAUAGAAUGAAACCAUUUUCUAUUGGCGGGGAGAUGUAUAAUGGAUUUAAUAAUGAAGAUGUUGGUAAUGAUGAUGAUGAAGAUGGUGACGAGGAAGUUGAUGAUAACGAUGACGGGGAUGUCGAUGGUGAAGAUGACGAUGACGUUGAUGAUGAUGAUGAUGUCGGUGUUGAUUUGGAGGAUGAAGAAAUCAAUGAAGACGGAGAAGACAAUGAUGAUGACAGGGUAGAACACCAUCAGCAACAACAAAACGAUCUCAGUCUGAUGACUAAUAACAAUGAACAGAAUUUUAUGGAAUCCAAUUUAAAUCAUAACAUACAACCAGAGAAUACAAUGAUGGACCAAUACAAUACUCAAAACCAUCAUCGUCAUCAUCCUAAUCAUCAAUCAAUCUCUUCAAAAUCUAGACAAUAUUCAAAACAUACUGAUACAAUUGACUGCAUUACUGAAAAAUCAAUUCCUAAUAAAUUUAAAUCAUCUCAAUUAUUUCUACUAAGUCCUUAUGAUAGUCGUGAUUCAACAACUAAAUAUAUUACCGACAUUAUUUAUCCAGAAAGCAAUUAUGAAUCAUUGAAGAAUAAUAAUAACAAUAAUAAUAAUUUUGAUCAUCACCGAUUUGAUCAAGGACAUUCAAUGCAACCAUUUGAUCAGAAUUAUUCAAAUAAAUUGAAUUUUGAUGAACAUCAACAACAUCAACAACAACAAUUAUCCAUUGUUGAUAAAAUGAUUUCUUCUUCAAUGAAAUUAACUACUGAUAUUAGUCAAAUCAGUAGUACCAAUAACAGUAAUAGUAAUCAUCAUCAUCAUCAUCAAUCAUUAACUGAAUAUUUCACAAAUGAAGCCCAUAAUACACAAAAUGAUCAGUCAUUUUUAUUAAAUUCAUUCAGUUUAUCAUCACAACAACCUUUGCCAGUAGUGACAUGUCAAUAUAAUUCACAACUAACAAAUAUCCCGUCGGAAUUGCAAUAUCAUCAGAAGAAUAAUGGCGAUUGUAGUCUGACAACAAUAAACCAAUAUGAACCAAUGAAUAAUUCAAUGAAAUAUACAAAUAUUAAACAAAUAUUGAAUAAUAAUAACAACUCUGAUACUUCUACUACUGAUACUACUGAUACUACUACUAAUACUACUAACAAAACAUCCAACACUAAUGAUCAUCAUUAUAAUAAUACCAUGAUUUUGAAUAAUUUGAAUUUAACACCAACUAUAGAAAAAUAUUAUACCACGAUGGAACGAAAUUCUCAACAAACUGAUAAACAAUUUGAAUUAGAACAAUGCCAUUUUGAUGAAUAUUCUAAUAUACAACAAUUUAUGUUAACUAGAUUAAUGACAACAGCCACAUCGACACCACCAAGAACAUCAACCACCAUGCCAAUAUCACCAUAUUUAAAUCAAAACUAUGAACAAAUGUCAUCAUUGAUUGAUGAAAAUGUAUAUAUGCCAUGCAAUGAAACAUUAUUUAUCAAUUCAAUGAAUGUACAUAGCGUAUCUGAGACAAUGUCCACUUCACAGAUAAUAGUACCAACAUCGUUGUCGUCAUCGACGUUGUCUGCAGUUUCAUCUGUCGGUGUAUCUGCCUCCUUGAUAAGUUGCUUGUCAUCAUCAACAUCAACAUCACCAGUGUUAUGUACAAUGAAUACUCCAGUUGGUAUUGUUUCAUCGAAUUCGUUUCCUUCUACAACAUUGACAUUUACAAAUUCUUCAUAUGCGAUACCUGAAUCUUUUUCAAAUUUCCAUACAGGUAUAUUAGAAUCAAAUACAUGGAAUACAAAUUAUUUACCUUUAACAGAAUCAAAAGAUAAUUUAUUAGGUUGUGUUAAAGAUAGCAAUAAAGAAAUUGAUCAUUUAACUAUUAUUCAAUGUUCCAAUAGCGGUAAAUUAACAAAUCAACAUGCUAAACAAUGUAGCAUUAAUGAUGAUGAUGACGGAGAUAAUGAAGAAGAUGAAGUAGAUGGUGACAGUGAUGAGAAUGAUGAUGAAUGCAAUGUAGAUAAUAUUGUGAAUAGUAAUGAUGAAGUGAUAAAUCGUUCAGAAAAUUUAAACAACAAACCAUUUUCUAUUGAUCAUUUAAUGCAUUUUCAAAAUCCUGACUUAGAUAUAACAAAUACAACAAAUACAUUAUUACAAUAUGCUACAAAAACCGAUAUUCCAGUGUUUGAUAAAUUAAGAGCGUCAACAUUUCUUAAUGAGAAUAAAUCAACAAUAUCUAUUAAUGGUAGAUGA
Molecule: messenger RNA, 4056 nt
Organism: Schistosoma turkestanicum
Lineage: Eukaryota; Metazoa; Platyhelminthes; Trematoda; Strigeidida; Schistosomatidae
Source: the annotation of a GenBank genome assembly